CCCUCGUGACGCCAUCAUCGCGCGCCCCUGGCGGCGGGGCGAGCGGCGGCGGUGGUGGCGGCGAUGGCGGCCGCCUCGGUGUGGAAGGGGCUGGUGGGGCUCGGCCUCUUCGCCCUGGCCCAUGCUGCCUUCUCGGCGGCGCAGCAUCGUUCCUACAUGAGACUGACAGAGAAGGAAGAUGAAACAUUGCCGAUAGAUAUAGUUCUUCAGACACUGUUAGCCUUUGCAGUUACCUGCUAUGGGAUCGUACAUAUCGCAGGAGAAUUUAGAGACAUGGAUGCCACUUCAGAACUAAAAAAUAAGACGUUUGACACAUUAAGGAACCAUCCAUCUUUUUAUGUAUUUAAUCAUCGUGGUAGAGUAUUGUUCCAGUCCCCAGACACAGUGAAUUCUUCUUCAAACCAAGAUGCUUUGUCAUCCAGCUCGUCACUGAAAUUUCGAAAACUUGAACCUCUGCGCCGCUAAGACUUUUACAGAUGAUAAUAAUAAUCCAGGACACUGGGAUGUAAUAUUGAAGUCGGGGAUGUAAACACUUUUUUAAUUUCUGGAGCAGUAUUUAUAUUGAUCUUCCAGACUUUAUAAAGUAUAUAUAUAUAAACUAAGGACCUUCUUUGUACACUGUUAAUGAAAAUGACUGAAUGGUGAAUUGGCAAUGCAGUGUAAAUUAUUCUACAGUUAUGCUGUGAAACACGUCUUCAAAUUUUCAUAUGUUAAACCAAGUUGCAGCUGACUUCAGUUAAAACAAAAAGUAAGCUAGUUUUUACUGCAGUUAAUGUUCUUUGACAAGGGGGAAUGUACGAGUGCUAUUUGUUUUCUCAGUUUGCUUGCACUACAGUUUAUGGAACUCCUUCAGAGAUACUGUGUGCGCUGCAUCACUUAACAGCAGAGAAAGGGGCAGCGUCUCCUGUUCCUAGAAUGCCUAGGAGACCUGCGUGGUGUAGGCACGGGAAGCAAAAAGGUUGCUUUCAUUUGAUGUAUUUCUUUUUACAGUGCUGAAAAAUAAUUGUGUGAAGGUUUUUUUUUCUUUCCUGGAUUUCCAUAAUCACGUUAUUUCCUUGUUGCCCUCCUUCAUUUAAGUGUAGACUGUCCUGUGUUGCCCCAGGUGGCCUGGGAUGUGGCUCUCUGUUCGGUGCCUGCCGCAGGAGGCAGCUCACCUCCGAUCACAUAGAUCAUGUACCACGCGCAGUGCGUUUACCCACCGUAUUUGUGUUCUCUUUGGUUGUGAGUAUGGGAAUGUCCAUCAGACGGCUGAAUGCUGUGUUUGUACCGCAGAAUGGCACCGGAUACCAGUUCCCGAGUCGCCUUCUAUGGGAAGUAUUUCAGUAUCAAUGAGAAAUAGCCAUUCGGUUGGUGGUCUGGGGGUGGGCUCCAGCAGCUCUGUUUGCCGGCACUGGUACGGAACAGGUCAUCAACCAGUCUGGGUACAACCGCCCCGUUUUCUGCCAACAGAGCCUUCCAGUUUGAUUUCUUUUUUUCCGAGCUGAGCCCUUCACUGGUUCAACAAUACUGUCUUGAUUUCAUGGGUUAGGACAGGUGAUGCUGUUCUUAACUCUUACUGACGUCUGAGCUCUGAUCUCUCCUUAGGGGCUGGAUCAAUGCCUAAAUUUCUCUUCGUCUGGCUUUUCACCUACCUGAGGCAGCAAAGGGAGGGUGGUUCGAGAUACUGAUGGGGUCAACCAGAAUCUUGCCUAGUCUGAGGGUGUCUUACUGCUGCUGUGGAAACUCAGCCUUUUGUCCUAGCAUCUGUUGUUUUUUUUUUUAACUGUUAACAGUCAAAAGCUUAGCAAAAAUACUGUGUAAACUGAAGCCUCUUUUUCUAGCUCAGCCCGUCCUAUGGAGUGGGUGCCCCAGUGCUAGAGCAAUAUCCAUAGCUGCUGCUCUACAAUCACUCUCGAGCAUCUGGGUUUGGUUAGAAAGGGUUACUCUGCCAGCUGAAAGCCUCUGAGCUGCCGGAUUACAUCCUGAAGCGUCCUGGUGCCCCCCUGCCUGGUGACACAAAUUGACUCCUGCCACAGGCCUCCAAACCAGUGAAGUCUCAGGUCGGCUCUCUUGCUGACAGUGCUUUCCCUGGGGAGGAGGGCUGCUGCGUGGAAGGAAGGGCCAAACACCGGCCAGGUGACCUUGCGAGGCACGGAGGAAAGGCACAAUUGGCAGAGGGAGGGAGAAACGAGGCAGAAGGUCGGUAACCACUGUACCACUGACACUGCAGCUGUGGUUGGCAGUCGGCCAUGUGCAGAGGGUCUCUUAGAGCAGGGCUGCUCACCCUUCGUGUCUAAGAAGCCCCAUUUGUGCUACUGUAAGGUUACAUGGACCUGCCUGAGGCGAAGGUGCUGCCGUGGGACAGGGUGAGCGGAGAACAUAGUCUGCACCUCGGAGCAGGGCCUGCCAGGAACACCCUGUUGGCUGCAUCAGGCCUCUUCCCGUGAGAAGUAGCCUUACUCUUCAGCAGCAAUGGUAUAUCACAAAGCUGUACAAAUUAUUUUUCUUAUUGAUCUCGCAAUGUCCAAUAAAAAUUGAUAU
Cuculus canorus (common cuckoo) is the source of this 2520-nucleotide messenger RNA. It is a transcript of the gene MMGT1, whose product is annotated as membrane magnesium transporter 1. The coding region runs from base 64 to 465 and encodes 133 amino acids. The transcript has 4 exons. NCBI's taxonomy places the organism in Eukaryota, Metazoa, Chordata, Aves, Cuculiformes, Cuculidae. Gene Ontology annotation, cellular component: plasma membrane; EMC complex; early endosome. The record is from RefSeq and is a predicted model, not a curated record.